AUGUCUUUACCCAUGCUUCUAGCUCUGACUGUCUGCCCAGCUAUGCUGGGUACGCAAGAAGCUAUCAGACAGUCUCAGGCAAAGACGAAGCGUGAAGAACACCGUGGCCGACGCUGCAACUUAGUUGUCUCUUGUGUCAAGCCGAGUAUCAGAUCUCGAGAUAUCAACAACAAACUUGUUGUCUUGAAAGAUUCAAAGCUUUAUAUCGCCAAUGAGCACCCACUAUACAACCAUGAUCCUAAAAACAAUGUCAGCAAAGGCUACGCCUUUUCAGGAUACUUCCUCCCCUUCCCAGACACAGAGUACGAGGGUCUCGUCACUACCAUUAGUGAUGACCCUCCGUUCUUGAACUGGAUCUACAUUGACAAGAAGACAUAUGAAGUCAAGUACGGUGUUCGUGCCGAUACAGAGGGUCACAUCACUGGUCCAUUUGACUGCACCAAGCAAGACCGUCGCAUGACUUGUGAGGGCUGGGAGGGCUUCUGCGCUGUCGAAGAACUCCCCGGCAUCUGGGCACUGUACUAUGACCGCGACGAUGAUGGCCUCAAGUCAAAGGUCGCCAUGGGCACUCGCGUACUAGAAGUAGAGCUCACCAGGCGAGAGAAGAAGGAGCCCAAGCCUGUAGGAGAUCCUGAACAGCCCAUGACCAUGGAUGAGAAGAUGAAGCAGCACAAAGAGCAAACCGCCAAAGACGAAGCCGAACGUGCUGCCUUUGUCGCAACUGGCCGUCAUCCAGGCGCUGAGCCACCUUCCCCAGCUUAUAAGCCUGACCAGAAGAAGAACGGGCUCUUGGACCCAGACUCCAAGGAAGCUAAGCGCCAGCGUAUCGCCGAUGCCCUGAGCCGCCUGAAUAUUGAUAGCCCCACCAAGAGUGAAGGAGGGUCAGAUGGAAGUAUCUUGACGAGCCUGAGCCAGGACUUCUCAAUCUUCUCAAUGGCCAAGAAGUUGACUGGGGACGAGGGUGGUACAGUGGCUAGUUCAGUUUGGGAGCCAGAGAAAGAGAAGGACAAGAACCACAAGAAAAACGAUUCUACGAGUGAGGCGGGAUCGUAUAGGAAGCCUACUGUUGAAGAUGCUACGUCAUAG
This is a messenger RNA of Fusarium mangiferae, 1086 nucleotides long. RefSeq lists its product as uncharacterized. The record is from RefSeq and is a predicted model, not a curated record. The transcript is spliced from 2 exons. NCBI's taxonomy places the organism in Eukaryota, Fungi, Ascomycota, Sordariomycetes, Hypocreales, Nectriaceae. Bases 1 to 1086 code for a protein of 361 amino acids.